Glycine soja is the source of this 803-nucleotide messenger RNA. RefSeq lists its product as uncharacterized. Bases 58 to 591 code for a protein of 177 amino acids. The transcript has a single exon. NCBI's taxonomy places the organism in Eukaryota, Viridiplantae, Streptophyta, Magnoliopsida, Fabales, Fabaceae. The record is from RefSeq and is a predicted model, not a curated record.
GAGUGCUGAAAGCAAACCUCAUAAUUCUGUUUCCUCCUUGUCCCAACACAAAAAUUCAUGUCCAAGGAACAACCACUUCCUCAGGACCAUAAUACCAUUAUAAAAGCCAGUUCAACCCAGCCACAAGUGGUUCACACAAAGACAAGGAGACAAAACAAACUAAACAUGAAUCCCAUUGGUUUCUCUCUUCUCAGCCUCGCUUCUCUAGCACUUGUCUCGAUUGUCAUAGCCCAAGAAAGAGCCCCUCACGGGCUUGUUUACGAGAACCCAGAAGCCUUUUCACCAUCAGCAUAUAACUUCUUUCACCCCAAUGAACGAAAGCCCGAGACAAAAGACCCUUGUGCUGCAUCAAAAUGCUCACCAAUGCCUUUAGCAGCACAAGUGGAAGCUACUGAAAUUCAUGAAAGCAAGGCCUCAACCCCUCAAGGAAGUAAGAAACAAUUGGGAGCUGGUAGCGUAGCUGGCAUUAUCUUUGGUGUUGCUUUUGUUGUGCUUUUAGCAUUGGGGGUCUACCAUGUGAGGGUCACUCGCCGAGCCAACAUGAGUAAAGCCAAAGCCAAUGGUGCUGUUCAACCAGAUGCUAUUGCUUGAUGUGCCUUGCCUUUAAUUCUAUAAUGAUUACUUCAAAAUCUCACCCUAGAUUUAGAACAAGGCAGUGUAAUGUAAUACCCCUGAACUUUUAUUCCUCUAAUAUCUUACUAGUAGACUAUUAGUUAUGUGCUUUUAUCUUCAAUUUGUUUUUGGUUAGUCAAUGUAUCUAUUGUUGUGAAUUGUGAUAUAGUCAUCAGUUUCUAUUUUGGAUA